Messenger RNA from Dryobates pubescens (Downy woodpecker), 5556 nucleotides. RefSeq names its product inhibitor of Bruton tyrosine kinase (gene IBTK). Gene Ontology annotation, biological process: negative regulation of protein phosphorylation. The coding region runs from base 537 to 4598 and encodes 1353 amino acids. Gene Ontology annotation, cellular component: cytoplasm; nucleoplasm. NCBI's taxonomy places the organism in Eukaryota, Metazoa, Chordata, Aves, Piciformes, Picidae. Gene Ontology annotation, molecular function: protein tyrosine kinase inhibitor activity; protein kinase binding. The transcript is spliced from 29 exons. The record is from RefSeq and is a predicted model, not a curated record.
UGGCUGCUGCUGUCUCUGCGCUCCGCUGUGCGCUGCCGGUACAGGCUGUCGCCGCCGCCGCCGCCUGAGGUACCGCGGUAGCCGCAGCAGCCUGGCCCUGCCCUGGUGUCACUGAGGAUGAGCCCCCGCGCUGCCCAGCGCGCGUCCCGCCCUGCCCGCCCGAGUCCAUUCAUCUAGCGACUGGUCUCCCUUGCAAUUAUGGAGUUUUAGAAGAAUCAAGUAGUGUGGAGGGGGAAUCCCCCUCUGCACGCUUGAGGUAGUUCACGUCUGGCAUUUUCUAUGGACAAGAAUAUUUGUUACAGAAGAUGGUGAAAUAAGACUUCUACAAAUACAUACCUAUAUAUAUUUAUAAAUAUUUAUUUGGAUCAAGUGCCAAACACAGCAGUACAAAGAUUUCUAAUGGCAGCUCAAUAAAACUGGAAUUACAAAGUGUUUGUUUGUUUUUUUUAAGGCACUGUGUUGUGUACUGAAUCGGAGUGCCUUGAGACACUUAAGGGUCGUUCCCCUUAAGGAGAGGAGCAGCUUUAGAAGUGAAGAUGAGUUCUCUCUUGCCAGACUGCACUUCAAAGUGUCGAUCUCUACAGCAUGCUUUGGAUGUUAUCUCUGUAGUAACCAGAGGAAGCGAAGGCCAGAUCAAGGCCUUUCUGUCUUCUUACUGCUACAAUGCUGCAACUAUCAAGGAUGCCUUUGGUAGAAAUGUUAUACAUCUCGCUUCAUCCUGUGGCAAAAAAGGCGUGCUGGACUGGUUGGCUGAGAGCAAAGGAGUCGAUCUCUUGGCGAAAGACGAAGAGUCUGGUUGGACAGCUUUGCACAGAAGUAUAUUUUAUGGAUACAUUGACUGUGUUUUGUCCUUGCUGAAGCAUGGCGUUAGUCUCUAUGUUCCGGAUAAAGAAGGCUUAUCAGCCCUGGAUCUUGUCAUGAAGGAUAGGCCAAUCCAUGUGGUGUUCAAGAAAACUGAUCCCACGGAAGUCUACACCUGGGGAAGCAACAUAAACUUUACUUUGGGUCAUGGUGGUCAACAGGGUAAACACCAUCCUGAACUGGUGGACCUCUUCCCUCGAAACGGCGUGUACAUCAAACAGGUGGUCCUCUGCAAAUUCCACUCUGUGUUCCUUUCCCACAAAGGUCAAGUUUAUACAUGUGGACACGGACAAGGAGGACGCUUGGGUCACGGUGAUGAACAGACAUGCCUGAUUCCAAGACUUGUGGAAGGCUUAGCUGGCCAUCAGUGCUCUCAGAUAGCUGCAGCUAAGGAUCACACUGUUGUGCUAACAGAAGAUGGAUAUGUUUACACAUUUGGUUUAAACACUUUCCAUCAGUUGGGUAUUCUUCCUCCUCCUGCCAACUGCAAUGUUCCUAGGCAGGUUCAGGCAAAAAACCUGAAAGGUAGAAUGGUGAUUGGAGUGGCUGCAGGCAGAUUCCAUACAGUGCUAUGGACUAAGGAAGCAGUGUAUACCAUGGGGCUGAAUGGCGGCCAACUAGGUUACCUGCUGGACCCCAAUGGGGAAAAAUGUGUGACUGUACCUCGGCAAGUUUCUGCUCUACACCACGAAGAUAUCGCCGUCUCCUUGGUCGCCUCGAGUGACGGCGCUACAGUAUGCGUCACUGAGAGAGGAGAUAUCUAUUUACUUGCAGACUAUCAGUGCAAAAAGAUAGCUUCAAAACAACUAAACCUCAGGAAAGUUCUUGUUAAUGGGGGACGCUUGGAAUAUAAGGUGGAUACCCAGCAUCUUGAAGACAAUGGGGGUGAGAAGAUCUGCAUUCUAGCACUGGAUGAAGCUGGAAGAGUGUUCUGCUGGAAGUCAUCCAGCAGCUCCAUGAAGCAGUGUCGUUGGGUGUACGGCCGGCAAGUCUUCAUGUCUGAUAUUGCUUUAAAUGGGAGUGAAAUAAUGUUUGUCACACAGGAUGGUGAAGCCUUUACAGGGAAGUGGCUGGAAGAAGAGAAAAAAAUCUCAGAAAAGAAAGAGCUUGUAUCAAGCCUUCAGAAUUCUUCAUGUGAUGUGUCUUGUGAACAUGAUUCAAACAGUGUGUAUGAAAGAAUUCGCCUGCAGAAGCUGACUUUUGUCCACCGAGCUGUCAGUAUUGCCACCGAUCCCAAUGGCUGCAACUUUGCUGUUUUGCAGUCAGAUCCUAAAACAAGCCUCUAUGAAAUUCCAAGUGUGUCAUUAUCAAGCUUUGGGGAGGAUUUUGGCAAACUGCUACGUGAAACAGAUGAAAUGGACAGCAUCCACGACGUGACUUUUCAGAUUGGCACCAGAACCUACCCCCUGCACAAAUACAUCUUGGCUGCGCGCUCUGACUUCUUCAACGAGCUGUUUGCUGCCAGCGACAACCAGUUAGACACGCCGGGUGUCUACCGUAAAGAUGAGGAUGCUGUCGGCUGUGAUCUGUACAUCAUAGAGAAAGUCCACCCAGAUCUGUUUGCCUACCUUCUGCAGUUCAUAUACACUGAUACCUGUGAUCUCUUAACCCAAGGAUUCAAGCCAAAACUCCUGCCUAAAGGAAAGUCGGAGGAGUACCAAGACACUUUAAUUUCUAACCUGAGCAAAAUGAGUUUUGAGGACGACGUGAAUGGAAAGGCUGCCUUUGAGAUUUACAGGAAUAACCAAGUGCAGGUUAUACAUGAAAAACAGAAGGGCAAAUCUAAAAAAGGCAGAGUGGGUGGUGAGGAAGCCAACCUCAUAAAAAUGGUGCAGAGUGCAGCGAAGAAGUUUGGACUCAGCAGUUUGAGUGAAAGGUUGGAUGGAGUCAGGUUGGAAAAUGGGAAAAUUCAUGUUGUCAACAAGAAGAAUGGGAACAAACCAAAGUUACAUCAGAAUAAAUGCUCCUACCUCUGCGAUGUGACCCUGAAAUCAUUAGACGGAAAGGAAUUCCCGUGUCAUAAGUGUGUGCUUUGUGCAAGACUUGAUUAUUUUCACAGCAUGUUAAGCAGCUCGUGGAUCGAGGCUUCCUGUUGUUCAGCUCUGGAAAUGCCAAUCCAUUCUGACAUCCUGCAGAUAAUUGUAGAUUACCUGUACACAGAUGAAGCUCUUGCAGUAAAAGAGUCUCAAAAUGUGGAAUUCAUAUGCAACGUUCUGGUGGUAGCAGACCAGCUUCUUAUAGCCCGGCUCAAAGAGAUCUGUGAAGUAGCCAUUGCAGAAAGACUUACUUUAAAGAAUGCUGCUGAGCUGUUGGAGUUCUCAGCAAUGUAUAAUGCUGAACAGCUGAAGCUGUCCUGUUUGCAGUUCAUAGGACUCAAUAUGGCAGCUUUGCUUGAGGCAAGGACUCUUGAUGUCUUAAGUGAUGAAGUUGUAAAGGACCUUUCUGUUUAUUACAGGAAAAUGAUUCCAGCUAUGGUCAGGAGAGUAAUUACUCCCUAUCCAGAUGGACCUGACAUAAGUUCUUUUGAGCCUGAAGAUGGAGAGAACUUUGUCUUUUUGAGGGAUGAAAUGAAUGCAGAACAAAAUACUCAGGAAGCCCUUUUCAAAAAAGCCAAAAAUAAGGCCAAAAAGAAGCCACGGAAACGGUCUGACAGCUCUGGAGGAUAUAAUCUAUCAGAUAUUAUUCAGAGUCCAGCCUCUACAGGCUCAGUAAAGUUGGAUAAAACUAACUCUGUGGAAUCACUUCCAGAGCUCUUAACGUCUGACUCUGAAGGUAGUUAUGCAGGUGUGGGAAGCCCCAGAGAUGUGCAGUCCCCUGACUUCACCAAAGGAUUUCAUCCAGAGAGGACUGAGGUGAAGGACAAAGUGUGCAGUCAGGGCGUUAAACUCCCUCAACCUACCAAGGAGACAAAGUCAUGCAAGGGAUCGUCAGCACUGACGCAGUCUGUUCCACAGUCCAUCCCCAGUGCCAAGAACAACUCUGCAAGCUCUCCCAAUUGGGUAGCAACCAGUUUCAGCCCUGCCAGCCCUCCUGCUAUGGAUCUGAGAACCAUCAUGGAGAUUGAAGAAAGUCUGCAGAAAUGUGGAACCAUGCCAAAGGCAAAUUCAGGCAGAAUGGCAUCUCAUGGAAUCAAGCUCUCUCAGAAGCAAAGGAAAAUGAUUGCCCUGGCAGCAAGAGAUAAUGGAUCAGUAACUAGCAGCGUGGAGCCUCCUGUGACAGCGCCCACACCACCUACAAAAGUUGCAAAACUAGGGAAUGCCUGGUCAUCUUCAUUGCAUUCUGCUUUGCCAAAGUCAUUCCGUGAUCUUGUAAUGGAAGAAGAGAAGUCUAUGAAUAAUUCAUCUGGUGCUGGUAUCAAAAGAGCUGGAUAUAAAGGGACUGAGGAUUCAUCAGUCCAAAACACCACAAGAUGCACCACUAGAAAUAGCCCAGGUCUGGAAGACCACGUUCUGGAUUCUCCACACCUGGAGAGCCACAAUCCUUGGCUAGCAGCAUCCCCAGCCAGCUCUCCUGUCAUAGCACCUGUCAUGUUUUCAGCUAUUGUAGAGGAAGAGCUCCAGCAAGAAGCUGCUCUUAUUAGGAGCAGAGAAAAACCUUUGGCUUUGAUCCAGAUUGAGGAGUGUGCCAUUCAGGAUCUGCUGAUCCACUACGAGGCAUUUGACAACCCUGAUGAAUUCGUGACGGUCGAAAGGGCUCCGCAGGGACCUAUAGCAGCACCUAUAUGGAACAAGCACUGAUUUGUAAUCCUCACAGGCCACGCUGUAUGUGCACCUCUGAAGUUCUGAUCCUCAUCAGACACAACUGGAGGAAGUGGAAUCAUGUCAUUUUUAACAUCAGCAUUAAAGCCCUGCACAUAGUCACUAGGUGUUGGUUAGAGAGAAUGGAAAUAAUGCAUUCACUGUGUCCUUGACCCACGGUAUCUAUCCUCUGUAUGCUUGGAGAGGAAUUCCUUAACAAGAGAGACUCUCAGCAAUGCUCCCUGAGGCUGUAGAUUGGAACUGCAGUUGCUAAUGUUGAGGUGGGAGGAGGGGUUUCAGCUCAGCUCACGGGUGGCUGAAGAGCCGCCUGCCUGCUUUGCGAUUGCACGUGGAACUCGCUCUGCACCAUUGGACAUCUGCAACGUUUUGGGGGUGCUUGCAUUCUUCAGAGCUUCCUGGCAAACUGGCAUUAGUGGCAAAAGUUUCUGCUUGAACUUUGUGUGAAAGUACAGUUUGAUCAUGCAGUUUUCCUUCAGUGUGCAGGCCCUGGCUCUCUGCUGGUUGUGGCCGGUACCUCUUACUGUCACGCUCCUUGAUGGACUUCCUGUGCUGUGCUAAGUGCCCUGCCAUUGCCUGCUCCCAGUGGAGGUGUGCAUGUUUGAACACUGGGGUGAGACUGGCCCCUGAGCAGCCAGCUCUGGUGUGAAGUAAAGCAUACAACUGAGUGGAAGGUGGUGGCACUUCACCAGCUCCUCUAGAGUCUUACUCUGGUAAAUAUGGUACAGUUGUAGAACCACUCUCUGGAAGGUACAAUUCACUUGAAGUGCUGAGGGACUAAACCAGAUCUCUCUGUUCAUUGUGAAAGCUCACAGGGAUGAAUGCUUGCCUUGGGGAACCUGCAAACACCUAACUUUCAAAGGCUGUCAUAGGUGGCUUUGAGUAUUGUGUGUUCCAAAGUUCUCUGUGCCUGGUUUAAACAAAUUUAUACACAUAUAUA